Messenger RNA from Zingiber officinale, 4231 nucleotides. Its product is annotated as NDR1/HIN1-like protein 26. Bases 3593 to 4231 code for a protein of 212 amino acids. NCBI's taxonomy places the organism in Eukaryota, Viridiplantae, Streptophyta, Magnoliopsida, Zingiberales, Zingiberaceae. The record is from RefSeq and is a predicted model, not a curated record. Gene Ontology annotation, biological process: defense response to other organism. The transcript has 7 exons.
AGGGUGGUCGCAAUCGAGCCGGUAUUUGAGAACCAACAGAGGAUCUGCGACGGCGUGUUCUUGAAUCGGGCAGGGGAUCGCGUGACUGUGUAUGCUGUGGCCGCGUCUGAUCGGAUCGGUAACAUUACUUUCGACAAGGAAGGAAAGGACCACCAUGAAAUGGAUGAGAACGUGAUGACUUGGUCCACCUGCUGCUGACUAAAUGCCUCCAAACAGUAGCGAUCGCCGUCAGCUGAACGCGAUCGUAACAAGAAACAAAGUGGGGCCGCAGGAAUCAAAGUGCGAGACGAAAAUGGGUUGCGUAGCAAUGCGUGACGUUUAAAUGUAGAUACUGCUAUUUGGGUUGGAUAAUGCAAGGAAAACCAAUAAAAAUCCCACCUUUCGUCUUCCUCUUCUCUUCUGAGUUCCGCCCGCGGUGAGGGCGAGAGAGUGAACGACAUGGCCUCUAUUCCCUGUACCGUACAAUACCAAAUUCCACUUCGUACUACUACUACUACUACUACUUCUCCUUCGUCUUCGGUGAGUCUGAGCUCUUCAUUUCUUGCGUUCACGAGGCGACUGGGAUGGUUGAGCGACUCCAGGUUGAGGUCCAAGAUGGGGCCUGAGACGAACGGGUAUAGAACUACGUGCUGGUUUAAAUUUGGUAACCGUGGAGUUGACUCUGAAGGAGCUGGCAUAUAUGGGAGUCAGAAGCGGGAUGAUUUCGAUAGGGACGAUGUAGAACAGUAUUUCAAUUAUAUGGGAAUGCUUGCUGUUGAAGGUUCAUAUGAUAAAAUGGAGGAACUUCUAAGCCAAAACAUUCAUCCUGUGGAUAUCUUGUUGAUGUUAGCUGCUUCUGAAGGUGAUAAACCUAAAAUUGAGGAACUAAUUAGAGCAGGUGCUAACUAUAAUAUCAGAGAUGGAGAUGGAAGGACAGCUUUGGAUAGAGCAGCUAGCGAUGAGAUCAAGGAAUUUAUCUUAGGCUUCUCGGUUCAGAAAGCAUGAUCUAUAUAACUUAUUCAAGCACAAUGAGAUUCUUUUGAAAUUUUCUUUGGUCUCUGGAUUAAAUCCUUGUAGAACUUAAUGAAACCGUACCUUUUGCAAACAAUAACUACUCCUUGUCAGUUAUGCUCAGUAUCAUGUUUAAGCAGCACCAAAAAGGUAAAAAAAAAUGCAGUUGAAUUGGUUCUUGAGUCCAAAUGUGUGGAUUCAUUUUAAAAGCUCGCAUUAUUAUAUCCUCUUUAUUUGCAUUGUAUUUGGUUUUUGUCACUGUGGAACUCAAACAGCAGAAGGUAAAUGUGGUUAAAUCGGACCUUGAGUUCAAAUGUGUGGAUUCAUUUUACAAGUUUUGCAAAAUUAUAUCCUCUCUAUCUGCUUUGUAUCUGGUUUGAGUCUAUAUAGAACUUAAUGUAACUGUACCUUUUGCAAGUUGCAAUCAACCUCUAGUCCCAUGCAGUUAUGUUCAAUAUGCAGCAGCAAAAGGUGAAAAGAUGUGGUUAAAUUGGUUAUUCAGUCAAAAUGUGUGGAUUCAUUUUACAAGUCUUGCAAAAUUAUAUCCUCUUUAUUUAACUACUGCUUCAUCAACCAAUUGAUUGGGUGACCUAAAGUGCAACAGUUUAGUUACUCUUAUGGUUACAUCAUUGCUGCUAUAUUUGUUGCCCUUGCCAUGCCUUACGAGAAAGCCAAGCAGACCAUCCUGUGUUCAAGUCAAGAUGAGAACCUCUCUCUCUCUCUCUUUUUUAGAGAAAAACCUGAUCCAGUCUUCAGCAGAUAAGGAAUAAACAGUGAUGUGGUUGCCAACUUGUCAUGGUCGCAAGCUAUCUAAUUCUAGGUUGCCAUGAAUGCAGUCCCUGCCCUCAUUCCUCUAUAGCAGGGCAAGAGGCUUGUCUCGGUUCAAUGAGCAACAGUCUAGAGGCAGAGUUUGGGAACAUGUCUCGCUUCAAUUAUUGCAUGGCACUGUCAGAACUGCAUGGACAGCUCCCCAUUCUAUUAACAGGGACCUCAAUCUUCAACACCUACAAAUCCCCUUCUCUUUAGGCUGCUGAAAAUUCAUAUAUGAUGAUAAUACUGAAGCCCCCCUUUGUCAUGUUCAGUCUGUAAAAUGAGGCGCAUAGUUCUUCUUCCAACACAUGAAGCAUGUGAAGUUCAACCAGAAAGUUUCCUGUUUGCAUAAAUGCUGAACAUCGGAGUGAGGGAGUAGCUGGAUCAAGUGUCAAGCAGGAGGUUGAAAAUUGAAAUUGCCAAAAGCAGAUGUCUUUUUCAGAAUAAAUUGGGUGGAGUAGUAGGGCCUUGGCCUUUGAUGAACAUUCAAAACUGUGUCCACAGGUUCACGAGCAUUUGUUGUGAUAAAAUAGCAGCCCCAUGUGGGCAGAGCCACCUCCAUGCCGAUAUUAUGGAGCAUGAAUGGCCAUUCAAGGCUAGUACUAGGGAGGUCUGGAAAUGAAAAAAAUUGGAACAAAGAAAAGUUGAUAUUUCACAAUCAAGUUUUAACUAUCUGUAAUGUUUCUGGUUAUCAUAUCAAGUUUUCUCUCUGUCUUCUUUGUUGAUAUGUAUAUAUAAUUAGACUCCUCGGGGCUGUUCCACCAUCUCAAAAGACAUGGAGGAAUCGAUCGACUCAUCUCUGAGCAGCUCACGCUGUUGCUCAGAGGAGAGUGGAUGGACCAUGUACUUGGAGGACUUCAUGGCAGCAGAGGAGAAAUCACAGGUGGCGAGUUGCUCUUCCACCAUUUGGGAUGCUGCUUCAGCUUCAACAAGAGCAGUUGAUGUAGCAGUGUCAACAGAGUGCAGAAAACUGAGACUGACGUGGGAGAAGGACGAUGAUUCUUUGCAAGAUACUGCCUCCUCAUCGUUCAACAGUUCCAAGGCUGCUGAAAUCGAUCACACAACAACCAAGGUUAUGAAUGAUCAAGAACUGAAAGAAGUUGAAGAUGGAUUCAAUUUUAUUGACGGAACAGAUGGACCCAAGAAUGCUUGUUUAGUUCCAUGUCAGUACAUUACCUCUAGGAGGACAGACCAUUGAUUUGGAUAAUCAACAGACAUGGGAACUCUUGUAUCGAUUCUAUCAAAAUUGUGCAUAAAACUGUGAACUGGUAAUAAAUCGGUCAGUAUAAAACCGAUGGAAAUUGUAAAAAUGGGUUAAAUAAUAGACUAUAUUGUUGCAAACUCGAUCUCAGUUAUUGGCUCGCAUAAUGAUCAGCAACUACACAACCUCAAAAUGCAAAUGAUAAAGCUCCAGCCACAGCGCCCAACGUGCUCGUUACUCCGACUACUCUGGAAGCCGCCUUAUUUGGCUGCUGCGGCGGUUGCACGGAAGUCUCCUCCGACACCGCGGUGGAGAGGCCGGAAGAGGAGCAGAUGCCAAGCUUGAAUUAUUUCUCUGCCUGUUCGCCAUGAGGAAGAGUUUGGCAUUGUUGAAUUUUUGGUGCAGAAUUGAAGAAAGAGGAGGUUUCAAUUGAGUGGAGAUGAUGAGCAGAAUUAUUCUAGCUUUCGACGAUCUUGCAUUACACGUUUGACCGCUACAUGUUGCCUGGGUUCUUUGCAACUUUUUUUUUUGUUAAAGUUGAGGAGCAAAUGGUCGAGCGUUGAUCUCUAUAAGACGAAGAACACGGAACGAAUGCGUGAAGCAUGCAAGGCAGUCAUGCCUAGUGACCGAGCCCGGUUCAGCUCGCGCCGUACUCUCGAGAGCCUCACGAGCCGGUUCGCUAAGUGCCUCUGCUCCGUCCUCCUCUCUCUCCUCCUCGUCGCCGGCGUCAUCCUCUUCGUUCUCUGGCUCAGCCUGCGGCCGCACCGUCCCCGGUUUCACCUCGCCGACUUCGCGGCCCCCGGCAUCGUUGACCCGGCCAGCUUAGCUGACUCCGCCUUCUCGUUCAACGUCACGGACCGGAACCCGAACCAGAAGAUCGGGGUGUACUAUGACGCCAUGGACGGUUCGGUCUACUACCGAGGACGGCUAGUGGCGUCCGGGCCGGUGAUGUUCCCGUUCUACCAGCCGUCGAAGAACACGACGGCGAUCGCGGGGCAGGUGGCCGGUGUGAGGAUGCCGAAGGGGAGCGCGGUGGCGGCUCAAUUGGCGGCGGAUGCGGCGGCGGGGCGGGUGGAGCUACGGUUGGAGCUGAGCUCGAUCGUGCGUUUCAAGGUGAGGGUGUGGGACACGCGGCAGCAUCAUUUGCACGUGGAGUGCCGUGUGGUGGUGGGGUCAGACGGAAGGAUUUUGCCCGAGUCGAGGGGCAUUAGGUGCCCCAUUUAUUUCUGA